This is a messenger RNA of Dreissena polymorpha, 999 nucleotides long. RefSeq lists its product as uncharacterized. The transcript has 3 exons. Gene Ontology annotation, molecular function: protein binding. Lineage: Eukaryota; Metazoa; Mollusca; Bivalvia; Myida; Dreissenidae. Gene Ontology annotation, biological process: regulation of apoptotic process; signal transduction. The record is from RefSeq and is a predicted model, not a curated record. The coding region runs from base 150 to 890 and encodes 246 amino acids.
AUAAUGAGCCAAUAAGCGUGAAGUGUUCCUUAACCGAUUAUAGUAAUAUACUGAAAUAACGAGACGGUAUCCAUUUUGUUUAACCGCAUUUGAGACCUGCGUCGGACCUCGGAAAUCCCAGAAAAAAUCUAGUUUCGUUUCAAAACAAAAUGGACGAAUCCAGAGCACGAUUUAACGAUACUCUUUUGGAUCUCUCCCGAUUAAUAGAUGACGAGGAUUUACUUCGGAUGAAGUUCAAGAGUUCUGGAGAAGUAAAUAUUGGAAAGAAACAAGGUGAAAAAAUAACAAAUCCGCUUCAUUUGUUCACAGCUUUGGAAGAAAGAGGCCAUCUUGGCCCACACAACACUGAUUACCUGAAAACUUUAUUAAUCAACUGUUGUUCUGGAAAAACAGAUGGACUCCGUGUUUUGGAGUCAUAUGAACAAAGACGUGAUACUUUCGCAAACCCAUAUGGAAACGGCUAUCUACCGGCCCAGGGAUACACAGCUGUCCCAGAACUGGCCCCACAACCCCAAACUGUCCCUGCUUCUGGACCACAGGUCGUCUAUGUGAUUCAAGGUGGAGUUGACCAACAGAUCAAUAACUUUCAACAGAACCUCAAUAGAAUCACAUCCAAACGAAAAGAUUUAGAUCCGGAAAUCACAUUUCUUACCAAAAGCCUUGGGCGAGAUUGGAAGUUUUACAUGCGCGCUUUAGGUGUGCACGAUGAUGACAUUGAACAAGUUUCCUGUGAUCACACAUCGUUGAGAGAAAAGAUUCAUCAGUGUCUGUCGCUAUGGCUAGAACAACAACAACAGAGUGCCUCAAAGUACAAACUUAUUGAGGCUUGCAGGCAUUCCUCAGUUCAGAGAAAUGACUUGGCCACAAAAUUAGAAAGUAACCAACUUUGAGUGUUCUAAAGGAAUGACACCCAAAUGUUAAGUUAAAUUAAUUAAGCAGUUAACCAAGUUAGACAAAGAGCUGUGUUACUUCUUUGUUAAAGCCAUAAGUUAAGUUUAU